Molecule: messenger RNA, 1979 nt
Organism: Bradysia coprophila
Lineage: Eukaryota; Metazoa; Arthropoda; Insecta; Diptera; Sciaridae
Product: putative amidohydrolase YtcJ
Molecular function (GO): hydrolase activity, acting on carbon-nitrogen (but not peptide) bonds
Source: RefSeq, a predicted model, not a curated record
CUUAUCACAGCUAGACAACAUUAUCACUGAACUUGUACUUGUUAAAUGGUUCAUUUCAUUUUCAAACGUUUACAUAAGUGAAUAAUUUUGUUAAUAUGGACAGCAACGACGAUGAAGUGAUUUUAUUUGAGAACGGAUCGAUUUGGCAAUGGACCGACCAUGGCUCUGAAGCCAAACGAGCGAAUUGGUUCACUGUGCACAAUAACAAAUUCAAAAACAUUGGAAACGGUGAUGCCCCACAUAAUGUACGAAAAACGGCUACAAAAACCAUCAACUUGGGCGGAAGGUUGGUGUUACCGGGCUUGCACGACUCCCACAUUCACAUCUAUCAUAUGGGCGAGUGUAUGCAAUACGUCGACUUGCAUGGAUGCCAUUCGAUCGACGAACUCAAGAAGAGGGUGGCAGAACACGCCAUUGAUCAUCCAGAUAGCAAGUGGAUUCUCGGUGUCGGUUGGGAACAAGACAAGUUGACAGUGAACGGUGCAUAUCCAUCGAGAUAUGAUUUGGACGAAGUGGUGAGUGAUCGGCCAAUAUUCUUAUCGCGAGCCUGUUGGCACAUCGCUGUGUGCAACACAAAGGCUAUGGAAAUCGCCGGCAUGAAUUUGGAACGGAACGACUUAGAUAUUUCGAAUGGAGUGGUAGAUGUCGAUGAAAAUGGCGUUCCAACUGGUGUACUUCGAGAGGAUGCCAGGAAUUUGGUGAUGGAUCACAUUCAAGAAAGUUCUGACGCCGUUCGUUUGAAGUACCUCAGUGCUGGCUUGCGGCAAUGUCUUCAAUUCGGUUUGACAGCUGUCCACACAAAUGACUUCAAUUGUUGGAAGCUGUACCAGCAGCUGCAAUUGCAGGCAAACCUACCGAUUCGUGUUUAUUUGACACCGAAACAUUGUGAAAUCGGAGGCACUGAUAUACCACCGAGCGGAACAACCGAGGAUUUGUUAAGCUGCGAUCGUGUCAAACUUUUCUCUGACGGAAGUCUGGGCGCAGAAACAGCAGCCCUUCGUUUACCGUAUCGUGGAACAGACAAUAGAGGUGUACUCAUGGAAUCUGAUGAGAAUUUGCUGCGUAAAAUAUUGGAAGCAGAGGCGAACGGAUACCGAGUCGAAAUUCAUGCGAUUGGUGACCGAGCGGCAGCGCAAGUGAUCAAUGCCAUCAAGAUGGCUGGAAUUAAGCCGGAACGUCGUCCAAUUUUGACACAUUGUCAGGUUCUGGGCCCCGAUCUAAUCGAGAGUAUGAAACAACUCGGAAUAAUUGCCGACAUUCAGCCGUCAUUCGUUGUCACAGACACAUCGUUCGCACGUAAACGUUUAGACGAAGGUGUACUGCCGUACUCGUACUGCUGGAAGCGACUAAUGAACUCAAACAUCGUGUGUGCGGGCGGAAGUGAUGCGCCGAUCGAGACGAGCAAUCCCUUCCAAGGCAUCUACGAUGCUAUGUUUAGAUGCGAACCAGGUGCCGAAGAUUGUUUGCAUAUUGAAGAACGACUCAGCUUUGAACAAGCUCUGCUCAUGUACACCAAGAACGGCGUUUUCACCGUUAUGAAGGAAAAUGAACUGGGCGAAAUUCGAUCCGGAUUCAAAGCGGAUUUUGUUGUUUUGCACGAUGAUGUGACUAAAGAUUAUGAGAGGCUACGGAAUGAUGGAUUAGUGCACAGCGUUUGGGUGGACGGCAUUGAACGGUUCAAUGCCAAUAAGGACAAUGGAACAGAUGGCGUUGAUUCAGGACUGCAAUUUCGUAAUAGCAAUUUGGGUGGCAAAAAUGGACGAAUGGGAUUUUGUCCCUGUUGUUCGAGGUAAUUCGAACGUACAUCCGACUAUGUUAACAAAACGAAACGAAAGCUGCAGCAGGUACAAAGUGUAAUUAGUGAGUAUUAGAUUGAGUUACUGUAACCUGAACAGUAAAAAGCUCUUAAGGUUUCGAAGGUAAUUUCGAAAAUGAUGUAACAAAAAGACAAAGAAAUUAAAUCUGCAGGAUAUGUAAAA